This is a messenger RNA of Jaculus jaculus (lesser Egyptian jerboa), 709 nucleotides long. RefSeq names its product high mobility group protein B1-like. The transcript has a single exon. The coding region runs from base 4 to 648 and encodes 214 amino acids. The record is from RefSeq and is a predicted model, not a curated record. Gene Ontology annotation, cellular component: nucleus. Gene Ontology annotation, biological process: regulation of transcription by RNA polymerase II. Gene Ontology annotation, molecular function: DNA binding, bending. Lineage: Eukaryota; Metazoa; Chordata; Mammalia; Rodentia; Dipodidae.
AAGAUGGGCAAAGGAGACCGUAAGAAGCCAAGAGGCAAAAUGUCAUCGUAUGCAUUCUUUGUGCAAACCUGCCGGGAGAAACACAAGAAGAAGCAUCCAGAUGCUUCUGUCAACUUCUCAGAGUUCUCUAAGAAGUGCUCAGAGAGGUGGAAGACCAUGUCUGCUAAAGAAAAAGGAAAGUUUGAAGACAUGGCCAAGGCGGACAAGGCUCGUUAUGAGAGAGAAAUGAAAACCUAUAUCCCUCCUAAAGGGGAAACAAAAAAGAAGUUCAAGGAUCCCAAUGCAUCCAAGAGGCCUCCUUCGGCCUUCUUCUUGUUCUGUUCUGAAUAUCGCCCCAAAAUCAAAGGAGAACACCCGGGCCUAUCCAUUGGUGAUGUUGCAAAGACACUGGAAGAGAUGUGGAACAAUACUGCUGCGGAUGACAAGCAGCCUUACAAAAAGAAAGCUGCCAAGCUGAAGGAAAAGUAUGAAAAGGAUAUUGCUGCCCACAGAGCUAAAGGAAAACCUGAUGCAGCAAAAAAAAAAAAAAAAAAAAAAAAAAAAAAAAAAAAAAAAAAAAAAAGAGUUGUCAAGACUGAAAAGAGCAAGAAAAAGAAGGAAGGGGAGAAAGAGGAAGAAGAUGAGGAUGAAGAUGAUGAUGAUGAAUAAGAGGAAUACUGAACAUCUGAGUCCUGGAUGAUACUAAUAAACUAAUAAUUGCAGAGUUUUU